Messenger RNA from Triticum turgidum subsp. durum (durum wheat), 894 nucleotides. Lineage: Eukaryota; Viridiplantae; Streptophyta; Magnoliopsida; Poales; Poaceae. The record is from the annotation of a GenBank genome assembly.
AUGGCGAUGACUUGCAAAGGCUGGUCCGCAGGAGGAAGCCACUGCCCCCAUACAGCACUGGAUACGUGGAGAUUCAACAGGAUAAGGCAAAAGGACAGCUUACUCUCUGAACCUUUGGUACAAGGAAUGUGCACCGACCUUCAGAAAGCUUGCGAGAGGAACUACCCUCGUGUGAGUGACUCUGAUGCUGAUGCUGAUGCUGCAAACAUUGGUGACGGGGAUGCACCUCCAAGAACUGCAGAUACACAUGAGCCUGAGCCUCACGUGACCCCAAUGUCUUCACAGGAGCCUGAGCCUCACGUCACCCCAAUGUCUCCACCAAACGGAGAAGCGACGCCAUUUGAUCAUUCGGCAGUUGAGAACCCUCGGUUCUCCUCCCCGCAAAUGGAUCUAUUUACAGUAAGAGAAGAAGAUGACAGUCCUUUCAUCAAAACCCCACGGUCUGGACUUGGAGGAACUAGUGCUACCGCUACUGGCAGCUAUGCAACACCUGGACAAAACACCCGUGAAUCUGAUCCUAACGGGUCUCAGUUCCCUUUCGGCGACGACUACCUCGAUGAAGACAUGCCAGAGAUUCCAGGCCUCAUGAACACCCCUAGCGUGGCAUCUAGUGCGGAUACCGGUGCCACAGGACUGAGCAGCAUGUCUAGUAGGACAAGGGCUGCCGCCAAGUUCUACAAAGGCAUGAUGUCCUCAGCCACAUCAGAGGACCAGCAGCGAGGGAAAUUCAGUUUGAGCAUAAUCUUGGACGGGAGGACAAGGAAGCAAGCUGCGAGCAUGUUCUUCGAGACGUUGGCCCUGAAGAGUUACGAUUAUAUUGACGUGUGUCAGGAAGAGGCGUAUGGUGACAUUUCAGUUUCAGUUAGACCCUCGCUCUCGAGCGCCAAACUUUGA